Messenger RNA from Tympanuchus pallidicinctus (lesser prairie-chicken), 1246 nucleotides. It is a transcript of the gene COMMD6, whose product is annotated as COMM domain containing 6. Lineage: Eukaryota; Metazoa; Chordata; Aves; Galliformes; Phasianidae. Gene Ontology annotation, molecular function: NF-kappaB binding. The transcript has 8 exons. The coding region runs from base 125 to 748 and encodes 207 amino acids. The record is from RefSeq and is a predicted model, not a curated record.
CCGAGAAGACAGCGCAUGCGUCCUGCUCAGCCGCCUGCCCCGCUCCGCCCCCGUCUCGCUCGGAGCCAAUCAGAGCGCCGAACGCUGUGUGGCGGAUGUGGGUUGUUGUCGGGAUCGCGGUGCUAUGGCUGCUGGCUCCGCUGUGCUGCUGACGCGGGCUCUGGAGGCGCUGGAUGUUGGUGGUGCAGCAGAUAAGAUUAGUUUGAUACCUCAAGACUUCUUUGCAGAACUAUGUGAGCAGAUAAUUCAACAUCUUAACCAUAAGAUCCCAGGUGUAAAUACAGUUGAACUGUGUCAGAGACUGCAGACAUCUGGGAUUGAGGUUAAUGUUGGUGACCUGGCAAAAAUAACUAACACUGUGUCCUUUUUGUUUAGCACAGCAGCCAGGAACAAUCUCUCUACAGAGGAGCUCAUUGCUGCCUUGGGCAGCACAGUCAACACGCUGCCUAAACAUGCGAUACAGGUUAUUCGUCAUGUAUGGAAUGAGCAGGGCAAAUCUGUUGAUGUGUCAGAAGAUAAAGGAAAUAUGACCACAGUGAGCCAGUUUGUAGAUAUUAAAUGGAAACUGGGAGUUGCAAUGAGCUCUGACACCUGCAGGUCUCUGAAGUAUCCGUAUGUUACAGUGACACUAAAAGUAGCAGACCCCUCAGGACAAAUAACCAACAAAUGUUUUGAAAUGACGGUCCCACAGUUCAAGAACUUCUUCAGGCAGUUCAAGGAAAUGGCAGCUGUUCUUGAAACAGUUUGAACAGAACUGUUCUUGAUACUGAAAUUUCUGAGAGAUUUGUAUCAGAUGUACUAAUGAAUGUUUUUGAAGCAUCAUUGCACUCUUAUCAAGUUGGAGGGCUGGGUGGAAAUUGCAUAGGCAUGUGUGAUACACCAGCACAACUGUCUGAGAAUUUUGAGGUGUUUAUGGACACCUAGGAGACGUGAUUAAAAGCUGGCUCUGUACUCAAACUUGGAGGUUCGUUCUGAUCAGUAUCUGUAGGAAUUCCUAUACUGAGUAAUGGAAGAACUACGUAUUUUAUUUUAAAAAACGAAUACUUGGCAGGGUAGCAAUAUGAACGUGUUCAAACAAGCUCUUGAAUUGUUUGUUGAUCUGUGCAGGAGCCAAAUAUUUUCAAAGAGAAUCGGAUGUUCCUGAUGUGUUCCUAAUUCUACUUGUUGAUUGAGACAAAAUUGUUUAACACAAAUAUUUUUGUAAGUUCACAAACAUUAAUUAAACAUGGAGGUAACAAAAAUAAAA